CUUCUCUCCAUCCUCUUUUCCUCGUGUGAAAGUCUUUGUGCCUUUCGCGCUGUUUGUCCGCUUUUGCUCUUGCUUCCCCUUCCACUCUUCCCUGCAACGAGCUUUUCACUAAGUGUCGUUGUCACUGUGGACUACCGGCCGGCAAUUUGAGCGAGACGAUUCUGAUUCCCCUAACGGAUUCAACUCUUGCUCGCAUUCUCCAAACCGCGUCCACGACCCUCUCUGUCCGGUUAGCAAUUGGUCUGGCAUCCAAAGACCGUCUCUGGUGCUCUUAGAAAAAAGUUCGUCUCGUGUCCGCUUUCCGACCAUCGCAACGUACACGGAAGAAACACGCCUCACCACCAAAAUCGUCCGCAGAGAAGGAACAACCCGGAAAACGCCAGUUGCGACCGCUCUUUUUCGCUCUCUUUGUGUUCGUUUCCGCUUGUGUCCCUGAUACAGUGCUGUUGAUUUGUCCCCUCAUGCUUUUCAACUAAGAGACAUCAACUGCAUUAAAACCAGAGCCGCGGCUCGUUGAGCAACGCUCUUCCUCCCCCCCAGGCUCAGGGUGUGGCGGACGCGUAGACGCAUUCACCGUCUACCGCCCCGUCCCUGAACUGGUUCCAUUCCCCCCUCUUCUUCACCAUGCCGUCUUUCUACAACACCGGCCUCCCGGCCUACCCUCUUACCCCCCCUCACAUCACCGGUGCCGGUAGGAUGGAGAACGAACCCCCCUUCUACGUCCUCGGUCACUCGGCCGCUUUCCCUCCCCGUUAUACCCAGAGCGGCUGUGAAUUCAUCGAGCAAUAUUCCCAGCAGUCACACUGUUACGCCAAGCCACCGAUGAAUGCCCAACAGCCCAUGCACUCGAUGCGCACCGGCAGAGACAUGACCGCGUUAAGUCAAUCCAUGUUCGGCCCCGUUCCUGCUGCCAACGUGCUGCCCCCGAUCCGCAACAACGUCCAACUGCCGCCGAUGGACCACGCCGUUCCGCCGCAGUAUCGCCGACAAGACCCGAUUGCUCAGCCUGAACAGGCCCUCAAGGAGGAGAAACCUACCGGUGGCGUUGCCGCUUAUCUGGACUAUGAGAUGGAUCAGAUGUCCGACUUUGUGGCUGAGAUGGCCCAGGGAAUGUAUGACUUGUACAUCACCAAGAUCAACCUAUCAGAUAUUGACUUCGCGCGAAGCGUCUACCCAGGAUCAUCUGUCCCGCCCCAGUUCCGGAAAUACGUCUUCCAGAUUUUGUCCUCAACACGCCUGCCGAGUUCCACCAUCCUUCUGGGUCUCUACUACCUGUCUUGUCGGAUGCGUAUGCUCUCUUCUGCCAAGAUUUACAACGCUGGCAGUGGCCAGGUCUACCGCAUGCUCACGGUGGCUUUGCUUCUAGGCAGCAAGUUCUUGGAUGACAAUACCUUCCAGAACAAGUCUUGGGCUGAGGUUAGCAACAUUUCCGUGAGUGAUCUGAACUCUAUGGAGCUCGAAUGGCUCUUCGCUUUUGAGUGGAAGAUCCAUGAUCGCAUCUAUGACCAGCAGGACGGAUUCGCUUCAUGGCUUUCUCACUGGGAGAAAUGGCGUGCCAAGUCUUCCAUCAGGGCUCACGAACCUCGACGCUCCCUCGCUCCCAUCGAUACCAACAUCACCCGCAGCAACCGGGUUUCGAAGCCGCUUCUCUCUCCCGAAGGGCCGAUUCCCCCACAGUAUCAGCGAAACAACCAAUACGAGAACUCUUGGCUUAACCCAGCAGCAUCAGAGUAUUCCCCGCCAUCUGCUCCUCACAGUGGACCGACAACUCCGGACUACUACUCAGUUGGCCCAUGGGGGUACUCUUCUAACCCUCCACCGCCAUAUUCGAGUACCUGGAUGCCUCAUCAUCAGUACAUGCCGCCCCCUCGUUCGCAGCCGCCAUCCUACCACCACACUCCAUCCUACGGUUUCCCGUUUCCGCACGGUGGUUGGACGACUGGCCAUGGUGCCUCCUGCGGUUGCUCGUACUGCGCCAAACACAUGGAACAUUACAUGUGUGCUAACCUCGGCUCCAUGCAACCAAUUCUCGCUGCUUGA
This is a messenger RNA of Aspergillus nidulans FGSC A4, 2040 nucleotides long. Its product is annotated as putative cyclin-like protein (Clg1). The record is from RefSeq and is a predicted model, not a curated record. NCBI's taxonomy places the organism in Eukaryota, Fungi, Ascomycota, Eurotiomycetes, Eurotiales, Aspergillaceae. Gene Ontology annotation, molecular function: protein kinase binding. The transcript has 2 exons. The coding region runs from base 625 to 2040 and encodes 471 amino acids.